ACUAAACACGAUUCCGGAUUGUCAAGGUUCGACGAACGAAACGCUUUCCUUUGUCUGUUUACCAGCUUCGUUUGAAUCCACUGUUACACUUAUGAAUGUGAUGGCGUGAAAUGUGUGUUUAUGUCAUCGAAGAGAUAACGAAAAGCUGCUUUAACGAGUUGUUACCUAAAGCAGCCAAUUAUCUGCGAAACAUAUCUCUCAGUCAAGAGACUUCGAUGCCACUCAGUAUUUCAACGAAAAUGGAAGUCCAAAGAGCUUUUCUCUCAGCCCUGACAUUCGAAAGGCAGAAAUCAUGGAAAAAGGCUGAAACCAGUUACAGAGAGGUGUUACGCCUAAUCUACAAUAUGAAAUGGAGGAAACACUGGAAUAAAGAUAAACUAUGGCUGCUGCUGUUUGAGUGUCAUUUUCAUUGCGCAGUCGCACUACAGAACCUUCAAAACUACCAGAAGGCCAUAUGGCAGUUUAAGCGGGCCAUGGAGGUGGUCAGUUGGAGAAAGGAUGAGUGCCGGGCAGGUUGCAUCACGGGAAGGGUUCUACAUUUGCACGUCCCUACCCUGGCGAGAAUAUGCUAUUGUUACAUUCACACAGGAGAUCUCAACGAGGCACUAAGCAGAAUAGAAAAGGCGAUUUUACUGGACUUUAGAAAUCCGGAAUUAUUUUGUGUCAGAUCGGUGGUAAAUUUCCUUCUGAACCGAGAUGAAAAGGCUUUGUCAGAUGUAAGUUUUGCCAUCCAACUUGCUCCGACGCAAGUCUGCGGUUGGCUUCUCAGAGGGCUCUUCAAGAAACUAAAGAAAGAAGAAAAAGAAGCUAACGUCACAAGCGCGAAAAAACUCGAACGUGACCUUGAGAUGGCCUGUGAAAUUAAUCCAGAUGCAGUUUUGUUCAUACAAAUAAAAGAUCUGAGGACACACUUUCAAGCACUAUUUGAUCGUUUUCUUCCUUCUAUUCGUGUGUCCCACUCUCUCGCUGUUGGUGACGUCAUUGAGACAGAACUGACACCAAAAGCUAGAUCUGGAAGGGCUGAAUGGAAACAAAAUGUAGCAUCGCACUCAGGAAAUCUCUCCACGUUCAGUCGAAAGACCAUGCUUCUCCCUCCGUCUCGAACUUUUGUGUGCGGUGUGGCUAAACCUCAACAAGGGAUUAGGACGUGUCCGCCAGAAAAUGAGAGUGGACGCACGAGAAGCAAACUUGAACGUUUUUCCGCAGAGCCGAGUAUAUCACAUCAUAGAUAUUCUCUUAACAUCAGCAGGGAUCUCACACAGAGAACAGCAGACCAAACACGAAGCGCCUGUAAGCCACGUGUUCCGCACGUGACCCUCAGAGAGGUCGUUAGCGCAAAGAGUGCAUGCGUGUGUGGAAAUCAGAAGUUUAUCGGAGUGAGGCAUUUUUGCGAAAGGGGCGAGUGGGAACUUGAAGACAAUUACGAUCUUUCCAUCAUAAACGAGAGAAUGUACUCAAGGAGGUGGCUCCAGGAUAAGAUACCCACAAAAAUUCCAGACUACGCAGGUUGUCGAAAAAUUACUUAAAAAAGCUAAGAUCUCUUGUGCAUCAUCACAAGUUUACUACAAGCCCUGAAAAGCAUUUAUCACUAAUGAUAAACACGUGGGUGCAAGAACAGAUGAAAGUCAACUCCAGUGAAAAAAAAUUUUAUAAAACAAUAAUGUUUGCGGUGUUUUUUGCUUUCUCGUAGCGAUAAGGAGGGGUUUGACACUGUAUUGUUGGAAGAUGCCAUGCCCUGAUCCAAACCAUUUCCUUCAUAAACCACAACUAACGCGAAAGAUACCCUCAUUCGUAUAUUAUGAGCACAAACGCGCUACUCCUAUACAUUUUUUAAUUAGUAAGCAAAGACCAGAAAGGCCUCUCGUUUGUUAAAUAAGAAAGGAAAUGGAUCUAUGUUUCCUCGUGACUAUACAGCGGACUCACCACUGAAUAUGUACUGAUAUCAGCCUUACUAAGGCCAAUAAACUAAAACUGAAGUGCA
Molecule: messenger RNA, 1981 nt
Organism: Stylophora pistillata
Lineage: Eukaryota; Metazoa; Cnidaria; Anthozoa; Scleractinia; Pocilloporidae
Molecular function (GO): protein binding
Source: RefSeq, a predicted model, not a curated record